This is a messenger RNA of Cheilinus undulatus (humphead wrasse), 1601 nucleotides long. It is a transcript of the gene tmem160, whose product is annotated as transmembrane protein 160. The coding region runs from base 76 to 741 and encodes 221 amino acids. The transcript has 4 exons. The record is from RefSeq and is a predicted model, not a curated record. Lineage: Eukaryota; Metazoa; Chordata; Actinopteri; Labriformes; Labridae.
GUUCAGAGGGCACUCGCUCAGGUCGUGUUGUGCUACUAGCUCGUGAGGUGUUCCGCUGCAGGUGCCAGCGAUGUGAUGGCUUUCCUGACUCUGUUCAUGAGGAGGCAGGUACCGCAGGCAGUCUGCUACGUCGCCCGGACAGUGAAGCUUCUCCGGCCUCCCUGCUCCGGAGCUCCGCUGAGCCGGAGGCUGCACAGCUCGUCCCGACUGAGGGUCGGAGAGAAGGGACCGUGGGGGAAGAACCGGGGUCCAGAGCAGCAGCAGUACCAGCUUACAGACCUGGACAAGGCAGAUGCUUUGAUGCUGAGGAAGUCCCACGAGACAGGAUUCCUCUCAUGGUUCAGGAACGGUCUGCUGGCCACUGGGAUCGGUGUCAUUGCAUUCGUCCAGAGUGAAGUAGGAAGAGAAGCAGGAUAUGCCUUCUUUAUCCUGGGAGGUCUGUGCGUAUCGUUCGGCAGUGCCACGUACAUCGGCAGCCUUUUCGCCCUGCGGAGGAUGAUGCUGCUGUCUGUGCCUGCACUGCUGCUUCAGAGUGCUGCUGUGGGCAGCGUCGCCCUCUUCUGGCUCUGCGCAGUAUCUUUAUACAUCGGCCGCCUGGAGGUGGAGAUCAUUCACGAUGAGGAGGAGGGAGAGGAUGAGGAAGAGUGCCGAGAGUGCCGCGAGAGGCGAGAAAGCAGAGGUUACCGUGACAGCAGACAUCAUGACACUGAGGACAGUGACGGCAAAGGGAACAACAAGUAGAGAGAGUGGAAAGGAGUUUGUGCUGCUUUAUUUUCAGGGUUUACUCUUCUUUGGUGUGCUUGUGUGGGUGUUUGUGUGUGAGUAUGAGCAGCUUGCAUGUCCAUAUGUAGGCCGUGUGAGUAUGAAGAUAUAGACCUAUUAUCCUUUGUUAUAGUUAUGUAAAGAUUAUGUGAAGGGGAUUUUUAAACCUUUUGGAAAGUGGUCAGAAAAUGGUGAAAUUUAUGUUCACUUCAUGUGAAUAAAUUAUUUUUUCUGUAAAAAUUGGUAUUAUCAAAUUUAUUCAAAGCCGCUUCACUUUCCUCAUCAGUCUGUCAGAGUUUCAUGUUUUACAUCCUCACAAUCACAGACAAAGAGACUGCAAAGAGAACAAGUGUUUUGUAGUAGUUCUUUUUCUUUGAGUUAAUUCAUCAGCUUUCAUCAGCCAACUGCUCUUUGUCUUAUCUUUUUCAACAUAAUUUAUCAAAUCACAUAAAUGUGAUUGAAUACUUGAAGUUUUCAUUGAAGUCUUGAAAUCAAACAAGCUGGUCAACGUGCUGUGACAUCGAGAGAGGAUCGAUGCACUUUGUUCAGGGCUGUCUUUAAUGAGGGCUUACAGUCUAUUUUUACAGAGGUGACCCUUUGAACUUGUUUUUAACACUUUGUUUUGUAAGGGAAACAGCACUUCUCUGAGUUUUUUUCCCAAUAUCUCAACUUGACUUUUGGAAAAGAUUAGUAUUUUUCACAGCUGUCUCUGUGGUUAUAUACAGUGCUUAACAAACUUAUCAGACCACCCUAACCCUAACCAAAGUAAGGUUUAUGCCAAAGCUGCCCUAAAUUAACAGCAUUGGUAAUUACCAAAAUCAUUUUUUAUGCUUCUGCAA